Molecule: messenger RNA, 3909 nt
Organism: Caenorhabditis bovis
Lineage: Eukaryota; Metazoa; Nematoda; Chromadorea; Rhabditida; Rhabditidae
Source: the annotation of a GenBank genome assembly
AUGAGAAAUUAUCUUCAAAUUUGCGCGCUUCUUCUCAUUGUGUCGACGAUCGAAGCGUGGAGCAACUGCAGUGUGGAAUCGAUUCGAAAUUUGCGCGUCAAGCCGAUAUUCCCGAAAAUUCUCAGACACGUCUCGCAUCGACGACAGGGUUUCGUAUUCGACAUCGUGCAAUGGAUCGUCGACGCCUAUUUCGGCAACACGAUCCACAAGGAGUUUGAUCCAAAGGUGCUUCUCGAGUAUUCGACGGCACUCGGCGACUCGAAACUCUGGGAAUCGCUUCAGAUGAUCGCGCAGUUCGACGUCGCUCGAAACGGCCUUCGCUAUGUGCUCAUUCUAAUGAUGUCAUAUUUUAUUUUACUAUGCUAUAUUAUCGUUAAUCGUCUGUUCAUUUUCAGCGAGAAUCGCACGUUUCACCGAUUCCACCACAUCGAGUACAUUUACGUGCCGAUUCUGCUCAUCACCACACCGUUGUCGUUCAUCGCGUUUUUCUCCAUGUGCGAUUCGCUUCAGAAUUAUCGCAUCAACGUCAAAGAGAUGACGGUGCUCACGAAUAUUGUUAUCGAUCGAUAUUUUCACGUCGUCUACGUUUACUUCGAACAACUUGAUUGCAUUGUGAGCGUCUAUGGACUUGACAAGGAGUUUUCGAGAGCUCAGAGAAAUUUUGAUUCGCUGAUUCGCCGAACCACACUGCCGUGGAAGUUGUUCAAGAAUCAACUGGCUUAUUUGGAAACGUUUUAUCACAUCUGCGUCUCAAUUCCGUAUUGCAUUCAGCUGAAUCUUUCGCUCAUCACAAUCGCGACCUUCUGCUUAACAGCUCUCAAAACCGAACGUCAGCUUCUUCUUGACGCUUCAACGCGAUUCCCUCCAAUUUCAGAUACCCUAGUAAUUCGAAUAAUUGGAAUGGUUAAUAUGCUGAUGAAGAAGCUUCCGAAGGUCUUUCUGCUAUCAUUUUUCCCGCAAAUGUCGUUCCAUGGGGUGGUCAUGCUCUUCAUCAAGUACACUUAUACAUUCUCCAGCUCAACUAUAAUGGCGUCAAAGGAUAAUUUUUACAAAGUCGACACUUUUCUGAAUAUUGAAUUUCAAAACACUUCCUAUCAGCUCGAGCUCAGCACUAUGGAUAUUGCGAAUAAGUCAUUCUACAAUUUUAUCAAAUAUGGCGACGUUCUUGAUAUUGUGAGAAAACUGAAGGGCAAUGAAACGACCGAUCAAGAUAAGCAGAUUAUGCGACUAUUGGAGGAGAGGGUCCGAGGAGUUUAUGGACUUAAGAGGGUGCAAAAAGUUAUUCAAGCGUGCAAAUCGAUUGAUCCGACGACGGAGCUCAAGUUUAUUGCUGGAUAUCAUGGAAUUCUUGUAAUAUUGCUAUUGAUCAACAUGAUAAUUCUCUCAUUGGCCUACCCUCGCCUGAAUCUCUACUAUGAUGAGUACAUCUAUGCGGAUCCGCCGGAAUUGGUAUUCAUGUCGCAAAAAACUAUUAUUCUGUCUUUCAAUCAAUUUUGGCAAGAAGAAGAAGCGCCAGAAGCCAUGUCGUUUGAAGAGGAUCUUCCUGAAAAGUAUCGCGGCCAGCGCAGAUGGUUGGGAAAAGAGCAUCAUAGCCGAAAAGCCAUGCUUUACAAUCAGGUCAAGGAUCAUCAGCUUCUUGAGAAGACCAUUAAGAAUCAGGAGAACAUGGAUCAGAAAAUCGUUGAGAAUGCUGCGAAGAAAUGCAAUGAUGACCUCGAACUCAACGAUUGCGGCGAGCUGCUCAAAUGUGCGCCGAUUGAUCAGCCGGCCGAGGUUGUUGAGAAGAAUUUUUUGAGACAAUAUGGCACAGUGUUUAAUUCGACUUCCACUUUUGCGCUUCACGAGAAGAAGAAUGAGGAUGAAGCUGGAUUUGAGAUUCGAACUGCGUCGACGUCGUCGGGACGAGGACAGCAUUAUUCCAAUUUUUCUGAGAAAAAUCGAGAGCUGAGCAAAAAGGGCGGCCAGAAAGAAGAAGAGCUGGCUACUGAGCCCGUCAUUCAGUACAACAUUUACAAGGCUCAGCGGAGCAAAGAUGUUGUAGGUGACGCACUAUUCCAAUUCAGAUAUAAAACUCAAAAAGAAAAUCGGAAUCGAAGAAAGAUCAUUGAGGAAUGGGAUUUUGACGAGGAUUAUGAUGAUUAUGACGAUCAGGAUUAUGAGGAUGUGAAUGUCGAAGAGGGUCCAACUCCAAGCUCGACGUUGAAUUUCGAUGAUUUGAUUGUGGAGAAGGUGAAGCAGAUGAGUUUGAAAGAGGCGAAUAGGAAGAAGCAUGAGAAGACGGAGCCAAUUGAAAAGAAGGCGAAAUUUGGCGACGAAAUGAGUUUGAAGCCAUUAAUGGAGCGAGACAACGGCUACACAUUUCAUGAAUCGUGCAUUUGCUUCAGUAAAAUUGACGGAUUCGAAUUCAACAAUGAGAUCGAGAAGUUGAGAAGUCAGAGAUUCGAGUUGAAGCGACUGAAUGCGAGAAGUGUGCUAGUCGAUUUGUCGAGCUAUUGCCGCGAUUCGAUGCUGGCCGUCACUCUCAAUCAUCUCAGCGAUAAUCGCGUGUUCGUGUUGGUCAAUUCGAACGUGAUGAGCCAUCCGUCGAUCGGCCAUCUGAACACCGAUGUUCGGACGCAAACGACGCUCGCCAACGCGCUCAUUGUGAUUGCGCGAAAUGUCGAGAUCAAUCGCGAAAUUAUUCGAUUAAUUCGAGAGCAAUCAAUUUAUCAACAUGGCUGCGCCAAUUUCAAAGAUCUUCGAUCCGAGAAAAUGUGGAAUAAUGUUGUGAAUAUGCGUUUGCCAUUCUCGAAUCGCCACGAAUCAUGGGCGAACUGCGAUCAGCUAAUGGCGAACGGCUUCAAACAACGCUGGCGAGACGUUCGCGACAUUUUGCGCGAUUUCGACGAGUGCGAUUCCGAUGACGACGGCGAUUUCGACGCGGUUCUUCUCGAGAAUUGCCAAUUUUGUUGCGAGAAGAGGCAAAUUUUUCGAAUGGAAAACGGCGACGCGAAAUGCCGACAAUGCUUGAAUCGUCAAUUCUGUAGGGAGUUUCGCGAGAAACGAUUGCCGAUUCAAUUAAAAGUCAAAGGCCUCAAAACCGUCGAUAUUCUCCCGUCGAUUGUUCCAAUGCCAAUCGUCAUUGAAUAUUACAAAUGUCUCGAGACGCCGCACUCGCCGAUGACGUGCGAGCAAUUCAAAAAAUGGAAUCGAAAAUGGAUCGAGAAUUGUGAGUUGUUCAACGGAGCGCGUUUGCCCUUCUCAAUUGCUGUGAUCUACACAGAUAGUCUCGCCACUUCACAGGGACAAGGCGAUGAGGCGAUCGUCGAGAUCCGAUGCAAAUGUCUCGCGCCGUCAUUCCGCGUUCGACUGCCUUGCGAGCAAGUCGAGUGCCCAAAAUGCCACGUCAUUUUUGAUCCGGCAACGAUGGAGAAGAAAAAAGUCUAUAUUGAGGUGAAAUCGCCAAGAAUGCGAAAAUUGCUAUUCUCGAGAAAACUGCCCUGGAAUAAAGAUCCGAAAUUGUAUUCGCCGGGAUCGUUUUAUGUUGGCGAGUUGCCAAAACUGGAAACAUUCAAGAUCAAAUCGAUAGCCCAUCUGCCACAGGCAAUUGUUGAGGUGUGCAAAGACGCUCGAACGGCAAGAUUGGAUGAAAAAGCGAACAAGAAGGUGCGAAAAUUGGCGCACAAUUUCGGCGCGAUCGAAAAUGACAUCGUUCGAGCGAUGCAGAGUGUGCCGUAUUUGGUGGAGUUUGUGAACGCUUGGAUGUUCAUGAGCGGCAAUCACGACAAGGUGCUGGAGAAGAAGCUGCGCAAGCUCGGCGAGCUUCGAGAAGCUCUCUGGAACGAGCUCGAAGCGAAUAGUGACAAUGUUCGCAGUACGCAAAACCAAUUAAAAAGUGACAUCGAGAAAUUAAUAACGAUGAUAUCAUAG